AUGAGUUUGAUAUUUGAUGCUACUAAUGCUACACAAGGAUCAAGACGUGAUUGGAAUUUAAAGGGAGAUCGAGUUUGGCAAGGGAAAAAUUCGGAGUUCUCUUUGUUUGACUUUCACCAGCUAGUGGAGGCCACAAACAGUUUUUCAGAAGAAAACAAACUUGGACAAGGUGGCUUUGGCGCUGUCUACAAGGGCAAACUUCCGGAGGGAUUGGAGAUAGCAGUCAAGAGACUGUCUUCACAUUCUGGACAAGGUUUCAUGGAGUUCAAAAAUGAAGUCCAACUCAUAGCCAAACUCCAGCACACAAAUUUGGUUAGGCUCCUGGGAUGUUGCCCUCAAGAAGAGGAGAACAUACUGGUUUAUGAAUACUUGCCAAACAGAAGUCUGGAUUUCUUCAUCUUUGACGAGAAUAAAAGAUCUUUAAUGGAUUGGUCAAAACAUGUAGCAAUAAUUGAAGGAGUAGCACAUGGACUUCUUUACCUACAUAAGCACUCUCGUCUACUUGUCAUACACCGAGAUCUUAAACCAAGCAAUAUUCUCUUGGACUACGAAAUGAAUCCAAAAAUUUCGGAUUUCGGGCUAGCAAAAAUACUGAGCUCAAAUGACAAUGAAGGAAAUACCACAAGAAGAGUGGUUGGCACAUGUGGCUACAUGUCCCCAGAGUAUGCUUCAAAGGGCAUCUUCUCAACUAAAUCCGAUGUCUUCAGCUUUGGUGUUGUCAUUUUGGAGAUCCUUAGCGGAAAACAGAAUUCUAGUUACGAACAUUGUGGAGGCUUCAUCAAUCUUCUCGGAUAUGCAUGGCAAUUAUGGGAAGAGGGAAAGUGGGCUGAUCUCGUUGAUGCACCAUUGCUACCCGGAAGUCACUCGGCAAAGGUGAUGAGAUGCAUUAACAUAGCAUUAUUGUGUGUACAAGAGAAUGCAACUGAUAGGCCAACCAUGGGAGAUAUUGUUUCAAUGCUAAGCAAUGAGACUAUGAUCUUGGCUGAGCCUAAGCAGCCAGCAUAUAUCAAUGUAAGGGUGGGAAAUGAAGAGGCGUCCACAGCUCUUGAGCCAUGCAAUAAUAAAGAUAUGCCCAUGUCUGCGAAAGUUCCUAGAUAGUUUUAUUCCUCGUGCCAUGUUUUUAAACUGUCCAUGGUAAUAUUCACAGCAACACAAAUGUUGUAUAAUGUGUACAGUCAAGUGGUGUUCCAAAUGUGAGAUUAUGUACCCUAAAGAGUAUAAAAAGAGAGG
This is a messenger RNA of Triticum urartu, 1230 nucleotides long. The record is from RefSeq and is a predicted model, not a curated record. Lineage: Eukaryota; Viridiplantae; Streptophyta; Magnoliopsida; Poales; Poaceae.